AUGUAUUCUCUCACCUGCACCGACGCACAUCAGUAUGCGAAUCCCGGGGAGGUUUACGUCCUCGACAUUCUACCCACAAAUGCGGGCUUGGCUGCGAUAUCGUCAGACCAGACACUCAGUCUUUUCAAUGCCACAGAGCUGAAGCGAGGUCCGGUUCGACAGUUCACCACCUCCCAUGGCAACAUCACGGCUCUCAGGGCCUCGGAGCCCAUGUCCCCUGUAGUACUAACAGCGGGUGAGAACGGCUCAGUCUCGGUCUGGGACUUGAGAGAUCCGGCCACCUCUUCCAGCUCAGCAGCAGACGGCCUAGUCAACAUUUGUGACAUCAGGAUAGCGGAUGAGGACGAGGUCAUCGUCCAGACAUUCAACCACGGUGCCUCCAUCCACCGCGCGGGGUUCCUCAACCAGACCGAGGUGUUUGCAUUGUCCAACGACGAGAAGCUCGCGCUGUACGACAUGGCCGAGCAGCAAGAAAAGGGUUCGGCCACCCUCGACUUCAGCGACAUGAGAUCAGUCAUCCAGUGCCAAUACGUCGCAAGCGUACAUCCAAAGGGACCCUCAGCAGCAGUCAUCGGUGCCGGUGCUCAAGACGAGCACCGAUUCCAGCUUAUCCAUCUGUCAAAGACGCCAGGUUGGGGCCUCGACAGCGAUAAUGUUGUCAAUCUCCCCGGUGCCCAUGGCGAAGAGGUGGUGCGAAGCUUCUGCGUCUUUGAUGACGAGCAGGUUGUGUACACCGGUGGCGAGGACGGCCAAAUCAAGGCUUGGAGGCCUACGUCCUAG
Molecule: messenger RNA, 780 nt
Organism: Thyridium curvatum
Lineage: Eukaryota; Fungi; Ascomycota; Sordariomycetes; Thyridiales; Thyridiaceae
Exons: 3
Coding region: 1-780 (259 amino acids)
Molecular function (GO): protein binding
Source: RefSeq, a predicted model, not a curated record